UUCCUCUUUCCGACCUUUCGGCAUGCGGGCUUCAUGAGCUUGGCUUCGAAUGAUCGAUGGCUCCUUGCUUGGUUGACUGGUUACUUCAUCAGAAGAGCUGACGCAUGCGAUUCUAUAACUACGGUGCCGGAUCGUUGGCAGGAGACGUGGGUUCGAAUAAGUUUCUUACAUCUUGGCUCCAAGACUCCGCCUAGAACGGUGCCGCUGUGAUCUAUAGGAUGAACUCUGAGUGUAUCGAAUUGGAUUGGGGGUGAACCUCAUCGAAGAGGAGGGGAGACGAGUAUUAUAAAAAACGUUCAAAGUGAAUUGGAAAAAUAAUUAACAAAGGAAACACUUCAACAGAUACUGUAAGCUGAAAAAGCAAAGAAAUCGGAAAAAAGUUGAUUCUUCGAAAAAGCGUGAUCUGGAAGUUUACAUAUGUUCAUCAGUUCAUCAUCAUGUGCCUAUAUCGUUAGCUCAAACAUUUCAAGGAUUGGUUCAAGAUCGAUUUCAAAGUUGAUACAUAGACUCUGCAAGAAAAACGGAGAUCCUAAAUUUGAAGAACUUCAAGAAUAAUUUUUUGAUCGAUGAUGCAUAUGGAAAAUCUAGUGAAGGAAAUAU
Molecule: messenger RNA, 600 nt
Organism: Melampsora larici-populina 98AG31
Lineage: Eukaryota; Fungi; Basidiomycota; Pucciniomycetes; Pucciniales; Melampsoraceae
Exons: 2
Coding region: 34-210 (58 amino acids)
Source: RefSeq, a predicted model, not a curated record